This is a messenger RNA of Fundulus heteroclitus (mummichog), 6725 nucleotides long. It is a transcript of the gene greb1, whose product is annotated as growth regulating estrogen receptor binding 1. The coding region runs from base 95 to 6055 and encodes 1986 amino acids. Lineage: Eukaryota; Metazoa; Chordata; Actinopteri; Cyprinodontiformes; Fundulidae. The transcript is spliced from 34 exons. Gene Ontology annotation, biological process: multicellular organism development. The record is from RefSeq and is a predicted model, not a curated record.
GCCGGUGACAUGGUGACUGCACGCGGGAUCAGUGUGCUCGCUUUGUGAGUAAAAUAGUUUUUCGGACUCUACUGUUGGACUGUAGAGGACGCCAAUGGGGAACUCUUACGCUGGCCAGCUGCGGUCCACGCGCUUCGAGGAGGUCCUCCACAACUCCAUCGAGGCGUCCCUGAGGUCGAACACAGUGGUGCCUCGGCCCGUCUUCUCACAGCUGUAUCUUGAGACGGAGCAGCUGUUUUUGCAGGACGUUCGUACAUUGAACGAUGUUGAAGAUGAUGAAGAUGGCUCAGAGUCCAACAGCCCACCGAUACCGUAUCAGAUGAAACCUCCACCUGAGGGAUGCUGCACCACAGAUGGCUUUUGUCAGGCUGGCAAAGAUCUGCGUUUGUCCUCACUUGCGUCAGACAACUUGGAUGUCCCUCCUGGGUUCAUGCUAGUUGGGGUAAAAUCCCCCUCCCUCCCCGACAACCUGCUGGUCUGCGCUGUGGACCACCGCUUCCUGCCAGACGAACGGGGUCGAAACGCCCUGCUUGGUUUCUCUGGGAACUGUAUGGGCUGUGGAGAGAAAGGUUUCCGUUACUUCACAGAGUUUUCCAACCACAUUAACCUGAAGCUCAGCACCCAGCCUAAGAAACAGAAGCACUUGAAGUACCACCUCUACCGCAAUAACCAAGGCAUACUGGUCAAGGGUGCUCCCAUCUGCUGGAGGGGAAAUGAUGGCCGGAUAAGACAGAUAAGAUCCAGUCUCUCAGAGGGACACCCGACUUUGGAUGAACGGCCAUCGAACCCAGCUUUGAGUCACGCACCAGGCAGCGUUGCAGGAUCACAUGUGGAGCCUCAAACAGCUGGUGUCCCCAGCACGCUGAUAAAUGGGAACCACGCAGCAACUUCCUCCAUUUCCCAGCCACCUUUAAAUCAGUCAGGACCAGGAAGACCCUCAGCUACAGGUCCACAUGCAAACGCUGGCCCCCCAAAAAAGAGACACAAAGGCUGGUCGCCUGAAUCGUCUGCCAACAGUCUGACAGAGAGUACUGUGAAGUCUGCACAGUCAUCAUUAGCCUUAUCAAAACUAUCAGUGACUUCUGUCAUCACCAAUGGAGCAAGAUCAGAGACUACAUCCCUGCAGAGCUCCUCACGGGGGUCCUCAAGUCAACUUUCGCCCCCUGAGGUGUCUGUAACAGUGCCUGAUCGGCUGCUACACAUCUGCAGGCUGCAACCUGUCAUAUUUAAAGGUCAUGGCGCUCUUCCUCAGCUCACUGGUAACACAAGUGAUGUACUUGUCAGUUCUCUUCUCCGGAGUUGUUACCUGAGCUCACAAACACUCCCCAGAGUCUACCAACAUUACGGACCAUCGCCUAUUCAACCUCUCUCUGCUGAGAUGCAGAUUCUGCUCACCGUUUACUAUCUUGUCCAGCUAGGCCCUGAGCAGGUCCCCCUCAUUGAGGACUUGGAGCAGAUAUUUAUGAGGUCAUGGAGGGAAUCUCACCUCAGUGAGAUCAGACAGUUUCAGCAGUCACAAACACAAGGAACCCAAGGGAGGCACUAUGGCAUAGAGGUACCCCCUACUUUGCCUGGGCUCCCCCAGCAUCUUUCUUUACCUCCCCAGAGUCAGCAGCCCCUCACCCCUAGUCAGCUUCCCUGGCUCGCCCAGCUCGCUGCCUCCUCCUGUGGGGAGGGUGUGGUGGUGUUGGGGGAAGAUGUCAAAUCCUUGGCUCAGGGGCUUCAGCAAAUGUUCAGCAGGUUGAUUGAUGGGCGGCUUGAAAACACAAACUAUGUGGUCAUCAUCGUCACUUCACCAAGACAAGAAACUCAGUCCUGUGUGGUGGUAACAGGUAAACACCAGUGUCGUGUUUUAGCAGAGAGCAUGUUUUCGCCCAAUGAGGGACUGAAAGAAAUCAGCCACCAGCUCCACACAGGAGCUGCCCAGGAACUUAUCCACUAUUGCAAUUCACUUGGACAAGAUGGCAAUUUGGAUUCCCUUCUGGACCGUGCCAGUGCUGAGCACAACGAGGCAUCACCCCCAUCCAGUAGUCAGAUGUUAGCUGAGGAGAAGACUCCCAAGGCCGCACACAGCCCCAAAGACCGACCUAGUCCAAAAGAUUCACAAACACAAAGUUUAAAAGACACACCCAGCCCUAAAGAGACAGCUUCAAGCCCCAAAGACACUUGUUUAGAAUAUAGAGUAGAGUGGCGUGAAGUUCGUCCCAUCCAGCUGGCCGUAGCUAGAAAGCUGCUGUCCCAUGUUUGUGCCAUCGCAGACUCCAGCACACAGAACCUGGACCUCGGUUCUUUUAACAGGGUCAGUUUCCUCAUCCUCGUCCCACCUUCCGAGGUCUCAUUUCAGCAGACUGUUCUUCACCUCUGGAGCUCUGGUGUCCUUCAGGAGCUCGGUAGUUCAGAGCAGGAUUUUGUCUCUCAGAGAGAUGCAGAGCGUUAUGUUGUGAAAAUGGACCAGAGCGCUCAGUCACGAAUCGACAAGCUGACCCAGGAUGCACAGAGCAACUCCUACACACUCUACAUCCUGGUUCAUGACCACGCCCACUGGGAUAUUAGCAGCACAUCCUACAGCAGCACAGACAGCAGUCUGGGGCUUGUCGAUCGGCUGUUAAACUCCCGACAGGUGAAAGAUGCCACAAACAUUUUGAUUCUGCACGUCACCUCAUUCCCCUUCGCUUUGCAGACGCAGUGCACUCGCAUCAGCCCUUACAACGAGAUACACUGGCCGUCUGCAUUCAGCAAUGAUGUGGACCUGUAUCAUGAGAGGACGCAGUACUUUGGUGUGUCAGAGCUUUUGGAGUCAACCCGCUCAGGAAGCAGCCUGCCACUGAUGCGAUACGAUUCCUCUUUUGAGAGCACGACAUCAACCCUGGAAGAAAGAUUUCCAAAGCUGCACAGUGCUGUAAUCCGGACUACAGUCUUAGUCCAACAAUACUGCGUCGCUCUGAUGGCUGCAUCGGGCAAAAUCAGCAGCUCUCACAAUCUCCACAAACACACCUCUGUGGAAACCAUGGAAAUUGUCCAGUCUCUGCUCACCGCCGUGCGGCAGUGUCCCGCCCAUCAUGGUCACAUGGUCCUGCUGCGGAUCCCUUCUCUGGCUCUGGCAGCUUGGGCCCACCGACGGCUGUCCAGAGUGAGGAAGCAGCUGGGUCUGGAGGAGAGCUUUGAAAUUAUUCUGGGGAACCCCACCCAAGUUUUGACGAUUGGGCAGACUUUCACUGAUCAGAUUAGGAUUUGGUUAAAGAUCCAAGAUGCUGAAUGGGUUCCUCAUACCUACUUAGAGCUGGAGGCCCUCCCUUGCAUCCUGAUCCUGUCGGGUGCUGAACCGCUUGGAGAAUCAUUACCUAGGUCAUUAAAGUAUUGUGACCUCCGCGUGAUAAGCUGCUCGUACCUUCAACGGACCACUCUGGAACAGGAGUUGGGACUGGCUGCUUAUCUGGUCAAGGCAGAGUCACAACCACCACACAACCCUGGACCAGGAAGCGACGUGAUUGAAAGUGAUGCUGAGAAACUCAGCAGCACUGACAAUGAAGAGGAGGAGGGGCAGGACAACGGAGACUGCCCUUUACAGCCCUCUCAGCCUCUGCAGACCUGCCCUGAUAGUAGAACUGUGGAUGCCCUUCCACCUCAAGUUACCACCUCUUCAAAUGCUCUAAGAGAUACCUCGGAGAAUGUACAGUCUCCCUCAAAAGCCCAGAUUCAACUUCAACCCCAGACCUCCUCUCAGUUAUAUUUGCAAACUACCCCUAACUCCCAAAGCCAUCCCCAAGUUCAAAGCUACGCCCAGGUCCAGCUGGGUUCUCAGCAGCAGGCACACCUCCAAGGUCAAAGUCUACCACCAUCUCAAACAAAUGCUCCAUCCUACAGUCAAACAGCCACCCAUCAGCAGCCUGUUUCUCAGCCUCAAAUUCCCUCCAAAUCUGCAUCCUCGGACUCUUCAUCCCCACGGGCCUCCUCCCCUCAUCUGAGCUGCUCUUGGGCAAGAGGAUUGAGUCGUCCUCCAUCUGUGCUCCUCCCUCGAGCUCUGUACGACAUUAUCACAGCCAGUGACAGCAGUGGCCUUCCACGGUGCACUUCAUUCCUGCCACACAUAUCCGUUGCCUGGGCAAGCAGCUUCAGACCUCUUCUCAGUAAAAUGAUGACAUGCACAGAACAGUCGCUCUAUUAUCGUCAGUGGACGGUUCCUCGAUCCUACCACAUGGACAGCAACAACCGAACUGAAGGACGAACCGACAACUUUCAUCCUCGCAGGCUGCUGCUUAGCGGGCCCCCGCAGGUGGGUAAGACGGGGGCUUACCUUCACUUCCUGGGCCUCCUGUCGCGCAUGCUGAUCAGGCUUAUGGAGGUGGACAUCUACGACGAGGAGGACAUCCACUGCACAGCCUUGGUGGAAGGAGUGCAGUACCACCCACCCAAUGCUCCAUGGCCCAACACAGAAGUCAUAAAGACAAUGCCCUUCGACUACACCGUCCAUGAUGCAAAAUAUGACGACAUCAGUAUUAUCUACUGUCCUGGAUUCAAACCACGAGUUGAUGGAAACCCUUUGCGCCAGGAGGAUGUGUACCUACGCAGACGGACAUCUAGGAUAAAGCUGUCCAAGUAUGCAGCAUACAAUACCUAUCAUCACUGUGAGCAGUGCCAUCAGUACCUUGGCUUUAACCCCAGAUAUCAGAUGUACGAGUCAACGCUGCAUGCCUUCACAUUCACCCAUCUUCUGCUUGGAGAAGACAUCCAGCUCUAUUUCAUCAUCCCAAAGUCUAAAGAGCACCACUUCAGCUUCAGCCAGUCAGGAGGCCAGCUGGAGAGCAUGCGGCUGCCUCUCGCUUCUGACUGGAACCCAGACUGCAUUAAGAGUCCAAUCUUCACCCCGACCACCGGCCGCCACGAGCACGGUCUGUUCAACCUGUACCACGCGAUGGAUGGAGCAUCACAUCUGCACAUCCUUGUAGUAAAAGAGUAUGAGAUGGCUGUCUAUAAGAAGUACUGGCCCAACCACAUCAUGCUGGUGCUGCCCACUGUCUUCAAUGGAGCUGGCAUAGGGGCUGCUCACUUCCUGAUAAAAGAGCUUUCUUAUCACAACUUGGAGUUGGAGCGCAGUCGGCGUCUGGAAGGUGGAAGUCCAGCGGGUGACGUCUGGCCCUUCAUCAUCCUCGCUGAUGACUCCUGUGUUAUGUGGAACGCAGUGGACAACGAUAAACUGAGUUGUCCUGCUGAGCGCGCCGUGUCACUAAAACAAGUCUUACAGCAUAUGGAGGCCUGUCCAGACCUCACCCAGUAUGGUCUGUGUGGUAUAAGGAAGUGGAACAGCCGAGGAUUAAUGGGUAUCAAACAGUGGGAGCCGUUCUCCAGAGGUCACAUUCAUGACUUCCUGCUUCUCAAUGUUGACCGGAGUCAGAACGUCCAAUACGACCAGAACCGCUUCACCUGCCACGAUGUGGAUUUCACCCUGAGGCUGCACAGUGCAGGGCUGCUUGUCUGCAAGUUCAACAACUUCAGCGUCAUGAAGAAGCAGAUUGCCAUUGGAGGAUACAGGACAUUCAUCAUCAAGACCAAGAUGACAGAUGUGUCCACCUCAGUGGGGCCAUCACAAUACAUCUGUGCCCCAGACAGCAAGCAUCUCUUCUUGGCUUCACCAGCUCAGCUUCUCCUGGAAAAAUACCUCCAGCACACCAGCCAGAAACUGUUUCCUCUCAGCACCAAGAACUACACUCACCCUGUUCUGUCUGUGGAUUGUUACCUCAACCUGGGACCUGAGGUAACAGUGUGCUUUGUCAGUUCCAGACCUCAUUGUGUCAACAUCGGCACCGCUGGCUUGUUAUUCAGUGGGCUUCUUCUCUGGUUUCCUGACACAUUUGUGACAUCUGGGUUCCUCAAGAAGUUCACCUUUCUUAAAGGCGCAACCCUGUGUGUAAUCAGUGCAGAUCGCAGCUCACUUAGGCAGACUGUGGGCAGGCUGGAGCUGGAGGAGCAGUGGAGGUUCAGGCUCAGCGACGAGUUCCAGACUGCCAACGCCAAAGAAGACCGACCGCUCUUCUUCCUGACUGGAAAACAUAUCUGAGUGAAAGAAAUGGUCAAAAGGAGCCAGCGUAAAAAGAAAAUGCACUGUUUUUUUUAACAGCUCUCAGAAGGACGUUAAUCAUUUACCUGCAAUCCUUGAACACUUGAUGACAGGUAACAAAAGGUUUUACAUUUAUUCUUGGUUUAGUUUGGAUCCAUCCUUCAAUGCUUUUAUUAAGAAAUGUUGGCUUUUUUACAUUUACAGAACUGCAUUAUUCAUAUUUGCUAAAAAGAAAAUAAUGUUUUAUAAAACAGAAAGACAUUUCAGAUACUAUUUGCUAUGUGUUAUCAGGGUGCCCAGACUUUUUGUGCAGAUGCAUGCAAGACAAAAAGAUGGAAACAGGGAAGACACAAUCAUUUGUGUGCAAUGUAAGCCCAUUUUCGGCAAGUUUUUAUUGUGUAUUUUUUUUACAAGCCUGUUCUGCAGAUUUUUUUUUUUUUAUUUUUACAAAAAAAAAACAUUUAAAAUGAUAUAUAUUUCGAUAUAGAUAAUGCAAAAAGUACUUAUUUUCUGUGUGUACUAAACGUAAGACUGCAGCUCUGCAUCUGUGCUGGUACAAAAAAAUUUAUAAUGUUUAUACCUCUGAGGAAAAUGAAUGUGCCAUUUUCCAGCAACAUUUUUACUCUGUACAGUUUUAUACGUCUAUUUGUAUAAAUCCACAUAUUUUAAA